AUGGAGUUGUAUCCCGGAAGACGGUUUAUUUGUAACAACGGUAAGGUGUCCGGAUUUGUCGAGUGGAUUUCAUUCUUGACAUACGGUGUCGGACAUGUACUCAACGACAUGGUUGCAUCGAUGUGGUUCACCUACGCGAUGGUUUACUACCAUUAUGUCGUACAGUUGUCCAGUAUUAACACUGGAAUUGUGAUGUUUGUGGGGCAGAUAACCGACGCCGUUGCAACAGCUGCUAUCGGUGUGCUGUCGGACAAAGUAAAUUUGAGUUGGAUCGAUCGAUACGGACGACGAAAGACGUGGCACCUGUUUGGCAGUUUACUGGUGAAUAUCAGUUUGCCGUUUGCGUUCUCGCCUCCAGCGUUUCCUGUAGAUUCGAAUGUGUCGGAGGUUCAAAUGUGUUUAUACUAUUGUUUUUACAUUGUAAUCUUUCAAAUUGGAUGGGCCGCGAUAGAAAAUUCACAUAUGGCAUUGGUGUCCGAUCUCACGCCACUGAGGGACGAGAGAACAGCUUUGUUGUCCAUAAGAUACACUUUCACCGUUUUCUCGAACAUUUUAGUGUAUGUUGUCACGUGGGUUGUGCUAAGAUCUAAUCAAAAAUCGAAUUGCCAAAUUGGUCCUUCCGAAAUGAAAGAUUUUCAAAUGAUUGUAAUGGCGAUUCUAUUUUUUGGUGUCAUGACCACCCUGUUUUUUCACAUUGGAGUACGUGAACCGAACACGACCCGUGACAAAAAAAAAUUGGCGUCUUCUGCCCCUGAAAUAGUUGAUGAUCAAUUUUUUUCUGUAUUUAAAAAUGUCACUCUAUAUCAAACCACCGUUUUAUACAUGUGUUCCAGGGUUAUAGUCAACAUGACUUUGGUGUUUCUUCCGAUGUAUUUAAUAGAUUACCUAAAAUUAGAGGCAGAAAAAAUACCUCUCCUAUUACUGACCAUGUUCUUCAGUAGUUUUUGUAUGUCUAUGCUUAAUAGGAGAAUGAACGUGAGACUAGGUAGAAAAUAUACUUACUCGUUUGGAGUUAUUUUGGCUCUUUGUUGCGCGCUUUGGUGUUACGUGGGCAAUGGUUUUGAAUACACCCAUUAUGAUGUUUACAUUGUAACUAUAACUAUUGGCGUAGCCAGCUCAGUGCUAUUGGUUACUAGCCAAGGGUUUACUACGGAUUUUAUUGGUAGUCGAAGUCAUCGAGGUGCGUUUAUAUUUGGACUUAUGAGUUUCUCGGACAAGGUGAGCUGUGGCGUUAUAGUGAUGGUCGUACAAUACUUGCGUUGUGAUACAUGUCCAGCAUACUAUCGAGAUGUCAUGAUAUAUAGCUGGACCAUACCAGCUUGCUUGGCAUUCGUUGCAGUUGUUACCUUGCCUAACUAUGGUGAAGUAACAUCAGGCCGUCCGAGUUCAGUUGAAAAUCAAGCGCAGAAAAAUGGACAAGCAGAAGAGAGCGAAAAUUCCAACUUAGAAACACAAUCACCUUGUAACCAACAAUAUGUUUAG
Molecule: messenger RNA, 1482 nt
Organism: Adelges cooleyi (spruce gall adelgid)
Lineage: Eukaryota; Metazoa; Arthropoda; Insecta; Hemiptera; Adelgidae
Product: major facilitator superfamily domain-containing protein 12-like
Exons: 10
Coding region: 1-1482 (493 amino acids)
Biological process (GO): carbohydrate transport
Cellular component (GO): membrane
Molecular function (GO): symporter activity
Source: RefSeq, a predicted model, not a curated record